GCAGUAGCAGAAGCAGUUGUGAAGUUCGGCACAGUUAAGCUAGCAAAGGUGCUUAGUUCGAAACCCAGCAACACCAGCAGAAUCUAGGAACAGCAAAGGCCAAAGGUCACCGGUUCGAGACUCGGCAAGAUCAGAACCAAGGGAGAAAGCAAACACAGCAGCCAUGUUUCGUGCGACGAACAGCAUAGUGGGGCUGCUGAACUUUGUGACAUUCCUGCUCUCAAUUCCCAUUCUGGGUGGCGGAAUUUGGCUCGCCACACGCAACAGUGGCAAUUGCCUUCGCUUUUUGCAGUGGCCCAUCAUUGUCAUCGGCUCUGCCAUUAUGCUGCUCUCAUUGGCAGGCUUUGUGGGCGCCUGCUUUCGAGUCACUUCUUUGCUCUGGCUUUAUCUCUUCUUCAUGCUGCUCCUCAUUCUCGCUUACUUGGGAUGUAUCAUUUUUGCCUUUGCAGUUACUGGUAAAGGCGAAGGCCACCCGGUAAUAAACACCGGCUUUAGUGAGUACAAGCUUCAGGAUUUCUCUCACUGGAUGCAGGACCGCGUCAGGGAUUCCGGUAGCUGGCAUAAUAUCAGGUCUUGUGUUCGAGAUGCUAAGGUGUGUAAGAAGCUCGGUGAUAAGACGAUGUAUAUGGGCGCUGCCGGGUUUUAUCAGCAGCAUUUGAAUCCCUUUCAGAUGCCUUCACUCCCCCUUGCUGCAGCUGUAGGAACGCCUCUCGGCGUAAUCACACAUAAUCUAUAG
Molecule: messenger RNA, 736 nt
Organism: Cryptomeria japonica (Japanese cedar)
Lineage: Eukaryota; Viridiplantae; Streptophyta; Pinopsida; Cupressales; Cupressaceae
Product: tetraspanin-3-like
Exons: 2
Coding region: 164-736 (190 amino acids)
Biological process (GO): auxin-activated signaling pathway
Cellular component (GO): plasma membrane; plasmodesma
Source: RefSeq, a predicted model, not a curated record